AUGAUGAUGGAACAACAGAGAGCGCGAUUAGGGCCGCUACCUGGGGGCCGCCAGGGCGCGUCUGGGGCUGGCGCUGGACGUGGCAGCAUGCGAGCCGCCAGCCAACAUAGUCGACCGGCACUACCACCUGACCGGUCGACACUUCCAUCAUCCCCAUCAGAGGGCUUGGCUUCGACAGGGUCCCCUAGGGCCCAAUCUUCGGAGCCCGCCGCUGGUGGCGUACGGCGCAUGAAAUGGACAUGCGACAUGAAUAAAAAUGUCAUGCGCGCGUACUACAGGGCUACAGGGGGAGAAACCGGACGGACUGGCUACCGAGCAGCAAUGUACCGCGAGUUCUUGCUGCUUGAGCCGCACUUAACUGUCACGGAACAGAACCUAGCAGAUCGAGCUCGGUUUAUUCAGCGUUCUAACAUCUUCAACGCGACCGAGCUCGAACGAUUACGACGUGAGGCUGUUCCCGAAGUGCCAACCUCUUCUGCAGAGCAAAUCGUCUCACCGGCGGCGCCUGUCCGCGAAGAGACUGAACCUAUGUCCCAAGAUUUGCAUGCAGAGGAGGAGGACACUGAGGGAACCGUCUCCCUUGAUUUAGAGCGGAUGAGAAGGAUCCUAGAAGAGACGAUUGCUGAAAUCCGUAAUGCUCCUCUAGAGAAUCGUCCGCGGCUCUCCCGUAUUGCGCUAAAUAUAGCGACGCGGGAUGUCAUUGAGGCUGUCAACAAAAUGCUGCCCCAACUUCUGGCGGGCAGCACUGGUCUGGAUGAUACGGCUUCUAUCCUUUUCGGGGCAGCCCUAACCGUCCACCGUUUCAUUGGUAUCAAAACCAAGGAACCUGGACGCCCGGGGCGUUCUGUUAAUAACAUCAGAGCAGAACCAGCCUGGAAGAGAAGGAUAGAACGCCGUAUCACCCUUGCCAGAGGCCUCAUUGGCAGACUGCUAUGCUUCAGGUUGGGCAAUAGAAGGCCAAGGAUUGUGCGCUCCGUCAGAAUAGCCUUUAACGGGCUCGGGGUUAGGCUGGAUCAGCCGGACAUAACCCUAAAACUGACGGAGCGCAUCGACGACCUGAAGCAGAAAAUCGCUGCAUGGGGGAACCGCAUACGACGAUACUCGGAAAGAGUUGAGCGAUUUCAGCAAAAUCGUCUUUUCUCGAGUGAUCAGAAAAGGUUCUACAACAGAUUGGAGUGUCCUGCAGUCUGUUCUACCUCUCCACAGCCGAAUCCGGCUGACCUUAUCGCUUUUUGGCGAAACAUAUGGUCAAGAGAGGUAGAGCACGAUGAGGGUACUUGGAUUUCGGCGAUAGAGGAGACAUGUGCCGCAAUCAGGCCGAUGAACCCAGUCGCCAUCUCUACGGAGGAUGUAGUUGGUGCAGUAAGGCGGGCCGCGAACUGGAAAAGUCCGGGGCCCGACGGACUGCAUCACUACUGGCUGAAGGCGUUCUCGACUUGCCAUGUCACCUUGGCUCGCCAAUUCCAAGAGGCUCUCGAGCAAGGGACACUCCCGAACCUUUUCACCACCGGGAUCACUCAUUUAGCUCCAAAGACCACCGACACCGUAGAUCCCUCAAAAUACCGCCCCAUCACGUGUCUUACUACCAUCUAUAAGACACUGACAUCCGUUCUGAGCUCUAAGAUAACUCGUCAUGUAGACGAUAAUAACAUCAUGUCUGGGGCUCAGAACGGAUGUCGGGGUGGUAGUCGUGGUACCAAGGAGCUCCUUCUCAUCGACUCCGUCGCGGGCCAAUUGGUCAAGCGCAACCGCCGGAAUUUUGCCGCAGCCUGGAUUGACUAUAAAAAGGCAUUCGACUCGGUGCCUCAUUCGUGGCUCUUGAGGGUCCUUGAGCUGUACAAAAUCGAUUGUACAGUUCAAGACUUCCUCCGGUCAUGUAUGGGGCAAUGGAGCACGAUCCUUUGUCUCCAUGGCGAGCGGUUGGCGGCUGCCGAUGACCGGAUUAGGAUACGCCGGGGUAUCUUCCAGGGUGACUGUCUGAGUCCACUAUGGUUUUGCUUGGCCUUGAAUCCUCUCAGUACAUUACUAGAGGGUUCGGGAACAGGCUUUCAGUUUCGGAGAGGAGGGACAAAAGUGCCUCACCUUCUCUACAUGGACGACCUCAAACUGCUAGCGCCCAAUGCUACCCGACUGCAGGAAUUACUGAAUCUCACCACGGGAUUCAGCAAUUCCAUCAGAAUGGAGCUGGGACUAGACAAGUGUGCGGUCUUGCAUGUGGAGAGGGGUCAGGUCACUCAUACGGUCGGGAUCAAUCCUGACCUGCUUAACAUCAAGACCCUUUCUGAAACUGAAUCUUACCGGUAUCUGGGCAUGUCACAAUCUAUAGGGGUGCAAGAGGCGGACAUGAAACAGUCAGUUUGCGAGGGUUUUUAUCGACGUCUGACAAAGAUCUGUAAAAGUUAUUUGUCGGGCGCCAAUAAGAUUCGAGCUUAUAACGGCUGGGUCAUGCCUGUUCUCAUGUACACCUUUGGCGUGCUCAGAUGGACUCAGACCGAAUUAGACGUCCUGGAUAGAAGGGUCCGCACGACUAUGACUCUCUAUCGUAUGCAUCACCCAAAAUCGUCUGUCAUGAGAUUGUAUGUCCCCCGAAAGUGUGGUGGUCGAGGCCUACUUAGCGCCAAGACCAUGCACAAUCGGGAGAUAUGCAGCCUCAGGACCUACUUCGAGACGAAAAGGGAGUCCCCGAUGCAUACAGAAGUCAUAGCAUGUGAUAAAGGACUCACCCCGCUAUCCUUGGCCAACAGCGAAUGGCAAAAACCAGUGGUACAGAGCAUCUCUGACCGGGAGACCGUAUGGAAGGGGAAGGAGCUGCACGGACGCUUUUUUAAGGCUCUUCAUGAGCCCCAUGUCAGUAAAAAAGCGUCUGUGCAGUGGCUGCGCUUCGGCGGAGGCGGGUCGCUGCGGAGGGAAUUUAUGGCGGUUACCUACGCACUGUGGGGAUUUAUGUCGCGGCCCGUCGCCGGCACUCGCCAACUUACAGUUUUUGUGAUAGACCGCCUGAUUGAGCGCCCGCCCGCCCCCGCCCGCCGCCCGCGCCUGCCGCUAACUGCGCCCGCAUAA
This is a messenger RNA of Bicyclus anynana (squinting bush brown), 3060 nucleotides long. RefSeq lists its product as uncharacterized. The record is from RefSeq and is a predicted model, not a curated record. Bases 1 to 3060 code for a protein of 1019 amino acids. Lineage: Eukaryota; Metazoa; Arthropoda; Insecta; Lepidoptera; Nymphalidae. The transcript has 2 exons.